Molecule: messenger RNA, 1212 nt
Organism: Naegleria lovaniensis
Lineage: Eukaryota; Heterolobosea; Eutetramitea; Acrasida; Naegleriidae
Exons: 4
Coding region: 1-1212 (403 amino acids)
Source: RefSeq, a predicted model, not a curated record
AUGCAACACAAAGAAAAGAGUUCUCCGACGACGACGCAUUCAAAUUCCAAAUUCAAGCUUGGUGAGGAUCAUGCAGCAGCGAGAGUAGAAGAAGAAGACUCCUCCUCCUCAUUGAGUAUCAGAAAAGAAAAAGUGCAGUUACAAGAUGAAGAAGAAGAAGAAGGCUUUCAGGAUUCUUCCAUUGAUCAGGAAGGAAUGAUUCAAAACGUUCCGAAUGAUACCUCCAAGGAAUCAUUGGAAGAAGAACACAUGAAUCAGGAGGAGGAGGAGGAUUCGAAUCGAGAAAAGGAAAUUGAAAAUAUUGAUCAAGAGGAAAACAACUCGGCAACUUGCAUGUCAAGAAUGAAACGAGUUUGGAAACGUGCUGGACAAGUUCCUGUGUUGAAGCAUGUCGUGGGAUUUUUGAGUACAUAUGGAGCAAUUUUCCUGUUCAAUCAUGCGUUUAGGUCUCUCUUUUUUAUGAAUUUAAUUUCCGGUUUGGGAAAUUUCUUUUCAGAAAUUGCCAUUGUUAAUUUAUUGGAAACUCGAACUGCAAAUUCCACUCUUUCCUCCAACUCAACGAGUCUUUCUAUUGCUCCAAUGAUUCAUUCUCCCUUCUAUUCUUCCAUAUAUGAUACAUUUUCUCCAAAUAAAGAUGUUGACAUUCCAAAUGCAGACUAUUCUCACGAUGGUGCGUCAGGAACGGCCAUUUCUGGAGUUUUUAUUGCAUUGUUACUUCCAGGAAUAUUUCUAAUGCCAAUUACUGGAAUUGUGGCUGAUUUAUUCGAUCGAAGAAAAAUAUUAUUAGCAAGUGACAUUGCCAGAGGUUUCAUUGUUUUACUUUUUCUCAUUGCUUACUUUAUUAACGGUCUGGAAUGGCUCGUUUAUCUCACUAUAUUUUUACAAUAUUGUUUUGGAGCAUUCUUUGAACCAUCACGAGAAGCUCUCGUUCCAUUAGUUGUCAAACAAGAAGAUUUACCCAUUGCCAAUGCGUUGGACUCUCUAUGUUGGCUUGCAGUGAGUUUUUUCGGAUCUUCACUCGGUGGCCUUGUGGUCAGCUUGUUGGGAAUUCCUGCAAAUUUUGCAUUUGACAGCGCGUCCUUUUUUAUCUCCGGAUUUUUCUGUCUUCUUUUAUUCCAAUACAAACAUCUUGGAAGAAGAGGAAUUGAUGAUAGAAAAGUGGAACCACCAAAGAAAAGCAACAAAGAGGAUACAGAAAUGGAAGGACAUUGA